AUGUCUUUAACAUAUAUAGUAAAUGGAUUAAAAAAAAAAUUGAUGAUAAAACAUUUGGAAAUAUUAAACGAAUCGCAAGUGGAGCAUUUAGAACGGUUUUAUCGUGCUGAUUCAAUAAAUUUAGGAAAACAUCAUCCAAAAAACAUUUUAGUUCAUGAAGAAAGGCUAUUGAUAACAGAUUUGGGAUUAUCUCAACCAUUAGAUUCUAAUUCCAUGUCUGAAAUAUGUAGAAAGGUUACUUCCGGUGAAAGAGAGAAAUCUAUUAACGAAACACCAAAAGAUUAUAUCAUAUAUUCAAGUGCAUGGAAAAAUGAUCCAAAUCAAAGGCCAAAAAAUAGUCUCUAA
Molecule: messenger RNA, 345 nt
Organism: Diversispora eburnea
Lineage: Eukaryota; Fungi; Glomeromycota; Glomeromycetes; Diversisporales; Diversisporaceae
Source: the annotation of a GenBank genome assembly